AUGGAAGUUGUUUGGCAAUUAGCAGUGGAACACAUCAUAGACGGAUUUUACUUUAUUAAGGUUCUGAAGUUUAAAUUCUGUUAUAAAAAGUCCGAUUACUUGGGAUUCGCGGUUAUUAUUACACACGAGGUUGCUCAGAAGCUUCUAAAGCAUCAUCGUCAUUCACAAACUCUUGGAUUGGUUAUUGGAGGUUCAGCUAGAAGAACUGAAGCUGAAAGCCUUGCUAAAGGGAUAAAUAUAGUGGUAGCUACUCCUGGUCGUCUUCUGGAUCAUCUACAAAAUACCAAGAGAUUCAUAUAUAAUAACCUGAAGUGCCUCAUUAUCGAUGAAGCUGACAGGAUAUUGGAAGCAAACUUUGAGGAUGAAUUGAAGCAGAUUAUCAAGCUCCUCCCAAAGAACAGACAGACAGCUUUAUUUUCAGCUACACAAACAAAGAAGGUUGAAGAUCUUGCUCGCCUGUCAUUUCAGACGACUCCUAUCUAUAUUGAUGUAGACGAUGGGAGAAAGAAGGUUACAAAUGAAGGGUUGCUUCAGGGUUAUGUUGUUGUUCCCUGUGCCAAGCGAUUUAUGGUUCUUUAUUCCUUCUUGAAGAGGCACAAAUCGAAAAAAGUGAUGGUCUUUUUCUCUUCAUGCAACAGUGUCAAAUUCCAUGCAGACAUUUUUAAUCACAUUCAUUUGCAUUGUUCAAGUAUUUACGGAAAACAAAAGCAGCAGACCCGGACAACUACUUUUGUUGACUUCUGCCAAGCAGAAAAGGGCAUCUUGCUCUGUACUGACGUUGCUGCUCGUGGACUGGACAUACCUUCUGUGGACUGGAUUUUGCAGUACGAUCCACCUGAUGAACCAAAGGAAUAUAUCCACAGGGUCGGUAGAACAGCUCGUGGGGAAGAUGGAAAAGGCAAUGCUUUACUUUUCCUGAUUCCUGAAGAAUUGCAAUUUCUUCGCUAUCUGAAGGAAGCUAAGGUCCCUGUGAAAGAAUACGCUUAUGAUGAAAAGAAGGUGGCAAACAUACAGUCUCACCUGGAGAAUUUGGUUGCUGAAAAUUAUUUUUUGAAUAAAAUGGCUAAAGAAGCUUAUAAAUCAUACAUAUUAGCAUACAAUUCACAUUCUUCAAAGGAUAUAUUCAGUGUUCAACGCCUUGAUAUGCAGGCUGUUGCUGCUUCAUUCUGUUUUUCGAACCCUCCAAAUGUGAGUCUAAACAUAAACAUGAGCAAGCAAAGGAAGAAAACUCGCAGAGUUGAUGGAAGUAGACAUGGGUUCAAUCCUAACAAUCCUUAUGGAAAGCGAAAUGCUGAUGAUAAGCGGCAGUUUGUGAGGCAUUAAAAGCAAGCAUGUCAUGGCCAUUAUAACCAAAAAGUUUUGGUAGAAUUUUAUACAACCAGGUUUUGUAACUUAGUCAAAUUAGUCAACAUAUGAUUAUUCAAGAGAUCAAAAUUUUGUACAAUUGGACAUAUGUUUCCACAUUCUCUUGCCUUGUACCUGAAUAAUAGCCCUCCAUUCUUAUGAUUUAGUUUGUAAUUAUUUUUUUAUUGUAAGUUCUAUCAUUAACUUUUAUUCAAUCAGGUUUAAAUGCAGUUUGAUUUUGAA
Messenger RNA from Medicago truncatula (barrel medic), 1587 nucleotides. RefSeq names its product DEAD-box ATP-dependent RNA helicase 27. Bases 1 to 1323 code for a protein of 440 amino acids. Lineage: Eukaryota; Viridiplantae; Streptophyta; Magnoliopsida; Fabales; Fabaceae. The transcript is spliced from 12 exons. The record is from RefSeq and is a predicted model, not a curated record. Gene Ontology annotation, molecular function: nucleic acid binding; ATP binding.